Molecule: messenger RNA, 5067 nt
Organism: Metarhizium robertsii ARSEF 23
Lineage: Eukaryota; Fungi; Ascomycota; Sordariomycetes; Hypocreales; Clavicipitaceae
Product: peroxisomal-coenzyme A synthetase
Exons: 3
Coding region: 1-5067 (1688 amino acids)
Biological process (GO): fatty acid metabolic process
Molecular function (GO): medium-chain fatty acid-CoA ligase activity; phosphopantetheine binding
Source: RefSeq, a predicted model, not a curated record
AUGGCCCAGAAAUUACCCCUCGAGGGACUGCCGGCCGUGAAGCACUUAUCCAAUGUCCCGUCUCUAGAAGUUUUGAAGAGUGGACUGCUUGGAAGUCUGGAAGGUAGUCUGGACGGUUGCCAAUGGGACAAGGGGGACAUUUUGGCAUCGAUUCCGGAUACUGUUGAGCAAGCUGAGCGUUCUUUGCACCUCUUGCACGCUCUACUAACACAGGUGCCUGGUCCAUGGCCCACGAUACCACUUAUACGAUGUUAUGCAAGACUCUCGAAGCUCCUACCUAAACAACUCAAGUCAAAUCCUGUAAGAGAGGUUGCGAAGCUUAGGCAAACGAUAUCGGCGAUGAUUAAAGACUCAUACGGGUCAUUAUUGGAUUUUAUUUGUCACGAUUCACGUCCAGCGCUGCGAGCAACGAAUUCAGACCAAUUUAUUACACAUAAAGGGUUGCAUGACUUUAUCGCAACUUUCCCCCUGGCUGUCGGCCCUGCGGAACGGAAACCGGUUGUUGCUAUUGCCCUUCCCAAUGGACCGCUUCUGGCGGCAACAUGCAUCGCCGUCACUACCUAUCACACUGCUGCCCCGAUCAACCCAAUGGCUGGGAUAGAGCAAUUUCGAGCCGACGUGCUACAGUCAGGUGCAAAGGUCAUCUUGACCAGCUCACAGGACUACGAGAAGUUGCAGCUAGGAGAUGAAUGGGCCAGUGACGAAAAUAUAGAAAUUUUCGUCGUUGACUGGAAUAAUCGUGAUGACAUUCGUAUACUCAAUACUGCCGGACAUGUUUUGAAGCCCCGCGACACACGCCCACGGCCAAAUGCACCUGACGAUAUUGCCUUGAUCCUUUUUACUAGCGGUACGUCCGGAACGAAGAAGGUCGUUCCAAUGAAACUGCAUUCGAUAGUUACUGGAGUGGUAUUUGUCAUGGAUUCCUGGGCUCUGAGCCCAGUAGACACAUGCCUGAAUAUGAUGCCCCUGUAUCAUGUCGGCGGAUUAGUCAGAAAUAUACUUGCGCCUAUAUUUUCUGGAGGAUCUACAGUCUGCUGCACUGCAUUCGAUCCGAAUUUAUUUUGGGAUGUCGUGGAAUCCCUGGAGCCAACAUGGUACUAUGCGUCUCCUUCUAUACACUCCGUCAUUCUCGCUCAGGCACUUGAACGACCAGGCUCGCUGAAAAGGAGCAAAAUUAGACUCAUAUGUAACGCUGCAGGAGGACUUUUGCCGUCGUUGGCCACUCAACUUUGCGAUACCUUUAACUGCCUUGUUUUACCAAGCUAUGGGAUGACGGAAUGUAUGCCAAUAUCAACACCACCGCUUCAGCUUGAGUCUGGUCGAGAAGGAACUUCCGGCAUCAGCACCGGCCCGGAGCUUACUAUACUGGACUCGUCAGAACGCAAGGUCGGCCCUGGGGUGGUUGGCAGGAUUUGCGUCCGAGGUGACCCUGUUUUCCCUGGCUAUUUGCUGCCCGACGGCUCGUUCGAUAAAUCUUCGUUUAACACUGAUGGGUGGUUUGAUACGGGUGAUUUGGGCUACAUGGACAGUGACGACUACCUUUACAUUACGGGAAGAAGCAAAGAAGUUAUUAACCGCGGGGGAGAAAUAAUUUCGCCCUUUGAGGUUGAAAAUGCAAUCAUGAACGCGUCACUAUCACCAACCUCCCCCAUCAAUGGCAAAGUCAGCCAAGUAAUGGCAUUCUCAGCAUCACAUGACGUUCUUCAGGAGGUUGCCGCUGUGGUGCUCGUAACACCGCCUGGUAAGCCCAGGGUUGACUUGAAAAGACUUCAGAACGCACUACGCUCCUCGUUGCAGCAAGUAAAGUGGCCGACACUAAUAGUAUACAUGGAUGACCUACCAAAGAAGAACAAUAAGGUGCUACGAAUCAAACUUGGGCAAAGGCUUGGUUUGCCGGUCCUUAGCGAAAACAUACCAUACCUGCGAAGACACUGGGAGGCAAUAUGCCCUGCUCCUGACACGGCGUUGUCUGUGUCGAUUGAAUGUGCUCCCUGUUGUAUUGACCCGGAGGCAAUACAACAAUCACUGGGUGCCGCAGCAUCGGCUGAUGUGAGAUGCCACGUGCGCCGGCGAAGUACAGAGGAUAUGCCGGAACUAUUCUGCGCUCCAGCGAAACGGAUUUACCCACCGCCUUCCACGGCGUUCGCGACAGACCUGAAAGAACAUCUCUGUGGCUCCCUUCAUAACUACAUGGUACCGGAAACAGUUCACUUACUAGAAGAGCCGCUUCCUGCCGAUGAUGGAGGACAAGUGGAUGAUGACAAACUCCAGGUUGUGGUGGAUAGAUUGCUUGAGGCGUCAAUGGACAAGCUGGCCGAUUCAACAGAGGGAAAGGUGGCCAAAGUGUUUGCGAAUAUGCUCUAUUGCCACCCUGCUCAGUUGCCCAGAGACAUCGAUUUUUUCAGUCUUGGUGGCGACUCUCUCCGUGCCGGCCGUCUUUCUUCAGCUGUGAGGAGUGAAUUCGGCAUUCAGAUUCCCAUCAACGUCAUCUUUAACUCUGGCUCUAUCCAAGCCAUUUCGGCCUACGUGGACAAGGUUGCGCCAACAAGCAUAGCUAGCGGGACUGAAGACGAAGUCGUUGGAUGUACAAAAACGAACAGCUCGACAAAUCCAUUCCUGAUGGCGAUUCAACUGAUCCCCCUCGUCGUCUUGUAUCCGCUACGCCGCGCUUUCCAAUGGACCAUAUUUAUCGUGGCGUUUAGCUGUACGCAGGGUUGGCCAACCAAUACAACUGCUCCCGGCCGGCUCCUCAAUCUCACACUGAGUAUUCUAUUUUCUAGAAUGGCCGUCAGGAUUGUCGCUCCCUUCGUAGGUAUCCUUGCCAAGUGGAUCAUCAUAGGCCGGUAUCGUGAAGGCCUCUACCCGAUGUGGGGGUCAUAUCAUACGAGAUGGUGGAUGGUCCAGAAGGUCGUCAGUGUCUCUGGCAAAGGGUGGUUCGGCUUGAAUGAUACGACCCAGACGUGGUACUGUAAACUCAUGGGUGCGAGAAUUGGAAAGAAUGUGAAGCUUGCCGGAGCAUCAUUGGGGGAAUGGGAUCUUCUAGAUAUCCGCGACAGCGCCGUCCUGAGUCGCUGCAUAUGCCGACCCUUUGCAGCCGAAGGAAACACAUCCAUGUAUCUAGGAAGAAUCACUAUCGGAGAGCGGUCUUCUGUUGGAACAUCAUCCAUCGUAGCGGCCGGCACGGAAGUCCCCCCAAACACAUGCAUUGGACCAAACUCUUCAAGUUGGGAGUUGCAGGAUGCGGACGAAGAAAACCGACACCUUUCACAGGGUACGGUACCACGACCUCACUGGCUGCUGACGAUUCUGCUUACUACACCCUUGCGGCUGAUAUCUUGGUUCUUGUCUCUCACGCCUUGGAUUGGAGGGUUGGUUGGCAUGGUUGUUCAGAAGCCUGCGGUUGCUGGUACGCCGAUUCGAAACAUGCUGGAUUGGUUUACGGAACCCAGACGUGUUGCAUUUCACUAUCUCGCUUUGAUUCUGAGGUCUUUUUUCAGCCCCUUUAUCGUAUUCGCGUUCUCGAUAUCCGUCAAACUUGUUCUGGAUGCGAUAUUUGGGAAGCCCAGUCUGCUCCACCAGACAGAACAUGACGGUACCAUUUCGACCUGGCGAGCAAAUCUGAUGAAGAGCCUUUUGCCCGCUUCUCGACUGCGUGAUAUGACGGCAAUGUUUGGUCAACACUACGAAGCCACGUCGAUUGCGCUGCGUAUGCUGGGGAGUAAGAUUGGUAAACGAGUUUACUGGCCGGGAACCGGACCUAGCAUCGGCGACUAUCACCUACUCGAUGUGGGCAAUGAUGUGGUAUUCGGCUCUCGAGCACAUCUCAUAACAUCUGAUGGCAUGGGGUCUGAGCCCAUUGUAAUUAGGGACGGCGCUAUGAUUGCAGAUAGAGUCUGUCUCCUUCCCGGAGUAGAUAUUGGCGAGCGAACCACGAUGGGAUCUGGUGCCUUGACAAGCAGAAACAAGAAAUAUAAGGCUGGUGCUACAUACGUAGGAUCGAAAGGACGCGAUGCCAUAUGCUUAUCAGCGGGAGACAGAGCGAAGCAAAACCUCCGACAAAGGAUCCGUCAUCUGGGCAGCGACGAUACUUUGGUCGGUGACCGAAGCAUUUCCAAGACACUGUCACCAGGAACGCGAAUCCAACGUAUAAGCAGUGACGACACUUUAACCGAGUCGCACACAUCGGAGAACAUAGAGUCUUUCCAGACUAGUGGUGGUGCCACUGGUGAUACGGACGACGAGUCGCGCGUCCCUGAAACAAUCUCGCCGUUUGGGAAGGCUUUCUAUCUAAAGCUGGCUCCAUAUCGUGUUCUUGGACCCUUCGCCAUCUUCUGCUAUUCUUCGUUUAUGACCGUAUUUACUGCUUUCUACUGGAACAUACCAAACAUCUCUUCGAUUCAGUUGGUAGACCAUCUUAUGAAUCGGUUCAUUGUUCGAAACAACAGCAUCCUUUACGAGACCGGGGUGCUGUUUAGCUUGUGUACACUUGUCUUUGCUAUACUGACAUCGCUUCAAGCUAUUUUGACACUUUGUAUUGUCAUAGCAUCCAAGUGGGUAUUGAUUGGUUGGCGACAGCCUGGCAAUUAUGACUGGGACAAGUCACCGUACUGCCAACGGUGGCAGCUCUUCCUAAGCAUUGAAAGGCUCCGCAAACACUGUUAUCGUGGCCAGGGCAUUCUUGGUCUCUUGACUGGCACAAAUUGGAUAGUCCUGUACUUUCGAGCCCUGGGUGCUAAAAUCGGGAACGACUGCGCGUUGUUUGCAAAUGGCCGUCCGAACUUAAUGUUUACUGAGCCAGAUCUAAUCACUCUUGGCGACAGGGUGACCGUAGAUGACGCCAGUGUCGUUGCUCAUAUUAACACACGUGGUAAAUUCGAUCUCAAUCGCUUAGAAAUUGGAAACCGUUGCGUUUUACGAACUGGCAGCCGGCUGCUUAGCGGGGCAAAGAUGAAAGACGAUAGCUGCCUGCUCGAGCACACACUAAUUAUGGGUGGUGAUACGGUAGAAAACAAUUGGACAAUGCAGGGCUGGCCAGCGACUAGAUACAGUGGACGCAGAACAAAAUAA